Messenger RNA from Laccaria bicolor S238N-H82, 648 nucleotides. RefSeq lists its product as uncharacterized. The transcript is spliced from 5 exons. NCBI's taxonomy places the organism in Eukaryota, Fungi, Basidiomycota, Agaricomycetes, Agaricales, Hydnangiaceae. Bases 1 to 648 code for a protein of 215 amino acids. The record is from RefSeq and is a predicted model, not a curated record.
AUGGUGCUCAUUGAAGAAAUCUCAAGAAAUAUGAAAUCUCAGCAAGGUGUCUGCAGAUGGCACACAGAUUUUCCUGUGCCUGAAAUUUGUUACCAUGAUCCCGACGCUAUCAUUUGGAACAUGCUCGACAAUCCUGACUUCAAAGGACAAUUUGACUAUGUGCCCUACAUAGAGCUUGAUAAGUCAGGAAAACCUGAUGAAUCUACAGAAGGUGCAAUGUAUUGCCCUGUCAUUGUUGGUAGUGACAAGACCACCGUUUCGGUUGCUACUGGUCAGGUGGAAUACCACCCAGUGUAUUUUUCUAUUGGUGGUGUCCACAAUACUCUUCGGCGAGCGCACCAUGGUGCUGUAGCACCUGGAGCAUUUCUGGCAAUCCCUAAGGCUGCUCACAAGUAUGAUAAAGAUCCCGAGUUUCACAGAUUCAAGAGACAGCUAUACCAUGCGUCUCUUGCAGCCGUUCUGAAGUCUUUGCACCCAGGGAUGACCACCCCUGUUAUUACCCUGAACAAGUUCUCCUGGCAGGUAUCGUUCAGGGUUGGUGUCAAGGGGCAACCACCCGAGCAUCCGGUUAGGACAACUGGUCCCAUCGGGGUCAUGGGAGUCAACAUGUGCAAUCCCAAAAUGAUUGUCACACCCACGCUCAUUUAG